GCGGAAAAAACACAAAGAAAACAACAACAGGGACUAGCAUUCUUCACGCAGCUGAAAAACGAAGGAAGAGAACCAUAUAGCAAAACCAAAUAUCCAUUAACCCGUAUACCACGAUAAAUCUCACACGCCAGGAUUUCUCCAAUCAAGAAACAAAUAGCAAAAAUAAUAGCCCGCAUCUUGAAAUGCUUGAUUAUGCUUCAAAACCUCGAUAUUUUUAUGUUUAGCUUAAUCGAUUGAUCCUCAAAAGCAAAACCCACAAUUUUUUUUUACUGUUUUUUUUUUAGUUUAUUUUGGACGAGAUGGAGCUUAGAAGACCGGGUUUUACUGUCUGUUUAGGGUUUUUGUUGAUGUAUUUGAUGGUAACUGGUUCGGUGGCGAGAUUUGUGGUGGAGAAGAACAGUUUGAGGGUGACAUCGCCGGAUAAAAUUAAGGGGACGUAUGAUAGUGCAAUUGGAAAUUUUGGGAUACCGCAAUAUGGGGGUAGUAUGGCAGGGGCUGUGACGUACCCAAAGGAUAAUAGAAAGGGAUGCAAGGAUUUUAAUGAUUUUGGGCUUUCCUUCAAGUCUCAGCCUGGAGCUUUACCGACUUUCGUUUUGCUCGAUCGUGGAGAUUGCUUCUUUGCUUUGAAGGUCUGGAAUGCCCAGAAGGCUGGAGCUUCUGCAGUACUUGUUGCAGAUGACAUUGAGGAACCAUUAAUAACUAUGGACUCCCCCGAAGAGGAUGGUUCAGCUACAAAAUAUAUUGAGAACAUAACAGUACCAUCUGCACUUAUCGAGAAAAGCUUUGGUGAAAUGUUAAAGAAAGCAACAAGCUCUGGGGACAUGGUAAACGUGAAUCUUGAUUGGAGAGAAGCUGUUCCCCACCCUGAUGAUCGUGUGGAGUAUGAGCUAUGGACCAACAGCAAUGAUGAAUGUGGUGUUAAAUGUGAUAUGCUUAUGGAAUUUGUGAAAGAUUUUAGGGGCCCAGCACAGAUACUUGAGAAAGGUGGUUACACCCAGUUCACACCCCAUUAUAUAACCUGGUACUGUCCUCAGGCAUUCACCUUGAGCAGGCAGUGCAAGUCACAGUGCAUAAAUCAUGGAAGAUAUUGUGCUCCUGAUCCUGAGCAGGAUUUCAGCACAGGUUAUGAUGGGAAAGAUGUUGUUAUUGAAAAUCUAAGGCAACUCUGUGUUUUUAGAGUGGCAAAUGAGAGCAAAAGACCUUGGGUGUGGUGGGAUUAUGCAACUGAUUUCCAAAUCAGAUGUCCCAUGAAGGAGAAGAAAUACAAUAAAGAAUGUGCUGAUAGUGUGAUCAGAACCCUUGGGCUUGAUAUUAAAAAGAUUGAGAAUUGUAUGGGAGACCCAUAUGCUGAUUCUGAUAACCCUGUUUUGAAAGAAGAGCAAGAUGCCCAGGUUGGAAAAGGAUCAAGAGGUGAUGUAACCAUACUGCCUACACUUGUUGUCAACAAUCGGCAAUAUCGAGGAAAGUUGGAGAAAGGUGCUGUUCUGAGAGCCAUAUGUGCUGGUUUUGAGGAAACAACUGAGCCAGGUGUUUGUUUGAGUGGCGAUGUUGAGACUAAUGAAUGCUUGGACAAUAAUGGGGGUUGCUGGGAAGACAAAAUAGCAAAUAUCACUGCUUGCAAGGAUACAUUUCGUGGGAGGAUUUGUGAGUGUCCCAUGGUUGAUGGUAUUCAGUUCAAAGGAGAUGGUUACAGCCACUGUGAAGUUAGCGGAGCUGGAAGGUGCAAGCUAAACAACGGAGGCUGUUGGCAUGAAUCCCGAAAUGGGCAUACCUUCUCUGCUUGUUCAGAUGUUGAGGGUACUAAAUGCCAAUGUCCCACUGGGUUUAAAGGUGAUGGUACGACAAAAUGUGAAGAUAUUGAUGAAUGCAAAGAUAGGACAGCCUGUCAGUGCCCUGAGUGUAACUGCAAAAAUACAUGGGGUAGCUAUGAUUGCACUUGUAGUGGAGAUCUUCUGUAUAUCAGAGACCAUGAUACCUGCAUAAGUAAGAGAGGCACCGAAGUGAGGUCAGCAUGGGCUGCUUUUUGGGUCAUUUUGAUAGGCUUGGGAAUGGCUGCUGGUGGGGGAUAUCUUAUCUACAAAUAUAGACUGAGGUCGUACAUGGAUUCAGAAAUCAGAGCUAUCAUGGCACAGUACAUGCCGCUGGAUAGUCAAGCAGAAGUUCCAAAUCAUGUGAACGAUGAACGUGCAUGAAGAAGACAAAUUCCACUAUUUAUCUUUCAGGGAUUUGGAGUAAUGCAGGGAUGAUUUAUCAAGUUGAGGAUUUUGAGCCUGGAUUUUUAUAACUGUAUGUAAAUGAACAAUAAAGAAGUGUAGCAUAGAACUUGUCCUAUCUACUGAAGUCAUAACAUGCUUAACAAUUGAAGUAGAGAUUGGAUUUGUGGCAGAUUGUAAGGGAUUUGGCUGUAACGUCUUAUAAUUUUCGUUCCCAUCCCUAAAAUCUUGCUGCUUAAUUUAUAUGGUGAUUCUGUAAUUCAUUAGUGCCUUUUAGACUGCUUGACCCCUUUUUUGGCUUUGAUAACUAUACCUUAUUUCAGUUUAAGGAGUAAA
Messenger RNA from Jatropha curcas, 2549 nucleotides. Its product is annotated as vacuolar-sorting receptor 3. The record is from RefSeq and is a predicted model, not a curated record. Lineage: Eukaryota; Viridiplantae; Streptophyta; Magnoliopsida; Malpighiales; Euphorbiaceae. Gene Ontology annotation, molecular function: calcium ion binding.